AUGGGAUAUCCGACCGAGAUUUUUCCCUACUCUCUGCGUUCCAAAGGCAUCGCGGUUGAGCUAUUCGCAAUCUACGGGUCACUGAUCAUCGCGGCAUUCAUAAAUCCCAUCGGUCUAGAGAACAUUGGGUGGCGUUAUUACAUUGUCUUCUGUUGCUUUUUGGUAGUAUUCUUUGUCGUUACGUGUGUAUUGUUCCCGGAGACCAAGGGGUACAGCCUGGAAGAGAUUGCGGUGAUUUUCGACGGGCCCCAGGCUGUGGAAAACUUUGAAGAUGCUUCAGAGUCGAAGGAAGAGAAAAUACUUGCCAAAGGCGGAAUUCACGAUAUCGUACAUAAGGAGGAGGCAUAG
Molecule: messenger RNA, 348 nt
Organism: Colletotrichum lupini
Lineage: Eukaryota; Fungi; Ascomycota; Sordariomycetes; Glomerellales; Glomerellaceae
Product: lactose permease
Exons: 1
Coding region: 1-348 (115 amino acids)
Biological process (GO): transmembrane transport; carbohydrate transport
Cellular component (GO): membrane
Molecular function (GO): carbohydrate:proton symporter activity
Source: RefSeq, a predicted model, not a curated record